Molecule: messenger RNA, 1257 nt
Organism: Bufo gargarizans (Asiatic toad)
Lineage: Eukaryota; Metazoa; Chordata; Amphibia; Anura; Bufonidae
Exons: 12
Coding region: 30-1160 (376 amino acids)
Source: RefSeq, a predicted model, not a curated record
CCCGCCGCCGCCAUGUUUGUUCAUUGACGAUGGCAGAUAAAUCCUACGAGAAAUGUUCUUGGGUUCCGACCAGCCCCAAAGACAAGACGGGGAAUACGGUUUAUAGACACGGCGGUUGUGAUCUCGUGGGGAUCUGCAGAAGACGGGCACAGAUCCUGGACCUCUCUCCAGACAGAGGGUCCGUCCAGGAGUGUGUGCAGCUACUGGCAGAGCUCCUUGCAGAUGGCGCCUGCGCUGGGGAUGUCUCCUGUAGAUGUCGGGACUCUCUUCAGGACUCUCCGGCCGUGGUUCUCUCCCCAGCGUUCCAGGUCCUGUCCAGACGUCGUGAAGAGGAGCGCCGGACUGGGGGGGCCCCGAUGUCUCCGUUUCUGCUGCUGCGUGACUUGUUCCUCCAGCUGGAUGUGAUGCGUCACUGGUAUAACGUGGGGGCGACGGCGUCCUGGCUCCAGGACCUCCUCGAGGUCUGCUGGUCCAUGUUGGUUCCUAGUCCGCAGAGGAUGUGCCUGUCCUGCAGAGGGCGCCGGGGGUCGGAGACGUCUUCAGGCAAGAGGCACAAGUCCAACACCCGUCCGCCGCUGGGCAGGGGGUCAGAGGAGUGCAGGCACGCCAUAGAGGUGUACGCAGAACAUCUGCGCGGUCCGGAAGGGACGGCCGAGCGCCCUGACCAGAGUCCGGGUCUCUGGGCCUCCACCCAGCAGCUGAAGAACUCGGUGAAGAAGGAUCUGGAGACUCAUCAGCUUUACCUCCGCUCUAUAGAGACCCGGCUGAGCGGCCUGGAGCGUCGAGCGCAGGACGUCGGCAGGCACCUGGAGAGGGCCAAUCUGGAGCUGGAAGCCAUUAAACAAGGUAGUGCCACCCUGAAGACGCCGGUGGCCGAGCGGAUCUCUUCUCCGGUUACAGAAGACUUGGAGGAGGGUCUGUGGGCGCCGUGGCGGAGGAGCGGGCGGCGGGGAGCUUGCAGAAGGACCGUCCCCAGUCGCAGCUGUGCCAGGGAUCAUCCAGCAGGUGGCAGCACUGCACACAAGAGGAAAGGGCUGCGGACUGGACUGUCCACGUGUCAGCGCCACGUGGAUGUUCUCAUACAGCAGAUAACGCAGGAAAUUAACCAGAUGGAGACCGACAUAAAGUGCACGUCAAAGCUGCGCCAGAGCGUGGGAUAGCGAGCGAGGACGCGGAUCCCUCACAGGACCGCGAUGGGAAGGAGGAAGAAUCGUAAAUUAAUAAAAUGUAAUAUUUAAUAAACUUAUUUAUUAGCUU